Molecule: messenger RNA, 1796 nt
Organism: Diabrotica virgifera virgifera (western corn rootworm)
Lineage: Eukaryota; Metazoa; Arthropoda; Insecta; Coleoptera; Chrysomelidae
Product: UDP-glycosyltransferase UGT5-like
Exons: 7
Coding region: 243-1790 (515 amino acids)
Molecular function (GO): UDP-glycosyltransferase activity
Source: RefSeq, a predicted model, not a curated record
CUGUAGUCCAUAAGAUAAAACUGAAUAAUCAAUUCGUCCUUGAAGAAUACGGAGCGCAGUCCAGCACUCUGAAUCGACGAUUUUCGACUCUUAUUGGAGUCUCAUCGGAGAGAGGUAGGCCUGCUGCUUCAUACUCGAAGUGACCAACCAUGAAAGCGUACCCCCACAUUGCAACUGACGUGUAUGGAUUAGGUGUCUAGCGUCAUCUGGCAAUUGAAAGAUCAAUCCAAGAUCACAAAAUAAUGAAGGUAUUGUUAUUUAUUUUGAGUAUACCCACUACUUUUGGAUCAAAUAUUCUAAUGAUAGAUGAAAUUUUAUCGCCAAGUCAUCAAAUAUGGAAUUAUGUAUUGGUUGAAGCCCUUCUAGAUAAAGGACACCAUGUCACUCUGAUCGGACCGAAAACGAUAGAUGUUAUUGUGCAUAGUAAUUUUACCAUGUAUGAGUUAGAAGACUUGCAUAAAGCUGUAGAAGAGAUUAUGGACCCCAAUGAAAUUCAACAAUAUGGUAUAUAUGGAAAUCUUAAAUUACUGUACGAAUACACUGACAAUACUUGCUUCCAUAUUUCAAAAUCACCGACCAUACAAAAAUUGAUACAAGAAAAUAGAAACACCAGGUUUGAUCUUAUUGUCAUUGACAUGUCAUUAGGAGGUUGUCUUUUGCCCGUGAUAGAAAAGUUUAAUUAUCCUCCAAGUAUUGCGGUGUGUCCUUUUCUUUUGGUACCAUAUUUAUCAGAGCUAUUUGGAAACAGCGUACACCCAGCAUUUGUUCCACAUAUGUACUCAAAGUUCACCAGCAAGAUGAGCUACUUCGAAAGAAUACAAAACUAUGUAUACACAUAUGGGGAAAUAUAUCUGUGGUCCCGAAUAUACAAAACAAGGCGCACCGAAAUCGCCAAAAUGGCCUUUGGAGAAGAUGUAGCUCCCAUUGAAAAAUUGGAGAGGCAUUUAUCGCUGGUGCUGACCAAUAUUAUAAUGGGUUUUAACUAUGCGAGACCUUUAACGCCAAACAUUAUUCCUGUUGGAGGACUGCAUAUUCGACCUGCUAGGAAACUACCUAAUGAUAUUGAACAAAUAAUAACGAGAUCCAAGCAUGGAGUUAUAUUGUUUGGUUUUGGAACAAACAUAAGAACAUCUGAUCUCAAUGCAGACAGAGUGCGAGCGAUUCUAAAGGCGUUAUCCAGACUAAAUGAAACAGUUUUAUGGAAAUUUGACGGUGAGAUUAAAGACAUACCAAAAAAUGUUAUUUUAAGAAGCUGGUUACCGCAAAGCGAUAUACUAGCGCAUCCAAAAACAAAACUAUUUAUUAGCCACUGCGGUGCUCUUAGUACAAAUGAAGCAGUUUAUCGUGGAGUACCUAUAGUAGCUGUACCAUUUAUUGUUGACCAACAUCUACUAGCUGAACAAAUGAGAGUGCAAAGAUGGGCCACUGUAGUAGAUUUUAAAACAAUCACUGAGCAAAGCUUUUUUGACGCUAUUUAUGAUGUGCUAAAUAAUCCAGAGUACCGCAAAAAUAUACAAAAACUGUCCAGGAUAGUUCGAGACCAGAAAGAAACACCCCUUGAGCGCUCUAUUUUCUGGAUAGAGUACGCAAUGAGGCACAAUGGAACGCAUCACUUAAAUCCAGAAUCAAGAGAUCUAUCUCUAUUCGUACAGUCCUCGCUAGAUGUUCAAUUAUCCUUGCUCUUUAUUGCGUUUAUAUUUUUAGUAGUAACCAUAAUAGUCCCUUUUAAUUUUAAAGAAAUGUUAUUCAGUUAUCAGGGUAAAAAAACAUACAAAAUAAAAUCCAGUUAAAUAGAA